Molecule: messenger RNA, 1985 nt
Organism: Olea europaea var. sylvestris
Lineage: Eukaryota; Viridiplantae; Streptophyta; Magnoliopsida; Lamiales; Oleaceae
Product: pentatricopeptide repeat-containing protein At2g20540-like
Exons: 1
Coding region: 87-1739 (550 amino acids)
Biological process (GO): RNA modification
Molecular function (GO): protein binding; RNA binding
Source: RefSeq, a predicted model, not a curated record
UUAGCUCAAUGAAGAGGACGAGGAAAUAGUCUGUUAUUACUUUUAUAUGAACCAACAAAUUUGGUUUCGACAACAAACUUUUAUGCAUGUUUAUGGAACAUAAUAUCCCCGCCUAUCGAACAAGAUCCAGAUUUCUUCAACACCACCUAUUCUCGCUGUUACAGAAUCACUGCAAAACCAGUAAACAGCUCUACCAAAUCCACGCACACAUUGUCAUCAAUGGCUUUACCCAAAAAAACUAUAUUCUUGCAAAGCUAUUAUCUCUGUACACAGCCUUCAAUAAUUUCCCACGUGCCUUCCAAGUAUUCAACCAAGUUGAAAACCCGAGUACUUAUCUUUAUAACCAAAUUAUCAGAGUCCAUUCGUGGAAAGCAAUUGAAUUAUUUAAGCAGAUGGAGAAUUCUUUAUCCUUGCCUGAUGGUCACACGUAUACGUAUGUUAUUAAUGGCUGUGCGAAAGGGAUGUUGUUAAGAGAGGGUGAAGAGGUUCAUGGGAAAGUUUUGAAAAAUGGGUUUUGUUCAAACGUGUUUGUUUGUACUAAUUUGGUUGAUUUUUAUAUCAAAAGUGGAGGGGAGGAUGGCCUAAGGAAUGCUAGGUUAGUGUUUGAUGAAAUGCAUGACAGAAAUGUUGUCACGUGGAAUUCUUGGCUUUCGGGUUGUUUUAGGUAUGGAGAUGUCAAUGCAGCACUAGAAGUGUUUGAGGCGAUGCCAGAGAGGAAUGUAGUUUCUUGGACUACAAUGAUUGCUGGAUGUGCGCGUUGCGGAAGGUGUAAGCAAGCUUUGGCGUUGUUUCUUGAGAUGCAGAGAGAUGAAAUGAAGUUCGAUCAGGUGACUUUGUUGGCAGUGCUGUCAGCAUGUGCCGAGUUGGGUGAUCUGAAUCUGGGCAAGUGGAUACAUUUAUAUGUUAUUGAGUCUUUAAGUCAAAGAGAGCAGCCGGUGCUGGUGUCACUGAACAAUGCACUGAUACAUAUGUAUGCUAGCUGUGGUGAAAUUGGGGCAGCAUUUGGCGUGUUUAAAACAAUGGAGCAGAGGACUACUGUUUCUUGGACAAGUAUGAUCACAGGUUUUGCAAAGCAGGGGUAUGGAGAUGAGGCACUUAGUGUCUUCCGGUGGAUGGAAAGUAUAGGAGACAAUGACAUAAGACCUGAUGAAAUAACAUUCUUGGGUCUUUUAUGUGCCUGCAGCCAUGCUGGUUAUGUCAAUGAGGGGCGUCAUUACUUUAAGAGCAUGACUGAAACUUGGGGAAUCGAGCCAAGGAUAGAGCAUUAUGGAUGCAUGAUAGAUCUCUUGAGUCGUGCUGGGUUAUUGGAUGAAGCGGAAGGGCUUGUGAAAUCUAUGCCAAUGAAGCCAAAUGAUGCAGUGUGGGGUGCCCUUCUUGGUGGAUGCAGCAUUUACAAAAAUGUUGAGCUUGCUUCUGAUGUAGCUCAGAUAUUGACCAUGGAAGUUGACCCUGAACGAGCUGUUGGCUACUUUGUGCUGUUAUCCAAUGUGUAUGCCACUGAAAAGAGGUGGCAAGAUGUGAUUACUGUGAGGAGGAAGAUGGUUGAAAUGAAAACAAAGAAGCCUCCAGGUCGAAGUUGGAUUCAGAUAGCUGGAAUCAUUCAUGAAUUUAUGGUCGAUGAAAGGUCUCAAAAGCAUGCAUCAUUCAUCUAUGAGGUGCUCGGUAAUAUCACAACAGAAGCAAAGUUGCAGGGCUGCAUGCCAGAAACUGUUGAUGCUCUCCUGUGCAUUGAAGAUUAGGAUGGCAAGAGGUAGCAGGAUAUGUGCUGGUCGUUAGAUUGUGAUUACCAUUAUGCAGAGCUUCUAUCUGCUGACAUCUUGCCUAGUAUGGCAACCAAAUGUCCUAAGCAUGUCCUUACUCUUACUCUCUAGUCACAUCUCUGGCACUAAUUUUACCAGUUAUCAGUUUUCUAAUUCUCUUAAUGGGGUUGAAUAUAUAGAGGAUGUAAAUGUAUUUGUUGGAAUCUAAUCUACAAUCUUUAUGCU